Molecule: messenger RNA, 1859 nt
Organism: Frankliniella occidentalis (western flower thrips)
Lineage: Eukaryota; Metazoa; Arthropoda; Insecta; Thysanoptera; Thripidae
Exons: 3
Coding region: 222-1100 (292 amino acids)
Molecular function (GO): protein binding
Source: RefSeq, a predicted model, not a curated record
CAAGGGCCUAAAUCAUAUCAGUCGUGAGCCGCGCCUCGCUGGCGACGGGUCGACGGGUCGGGUCGGACGUGACGAGCAGUCGCGGGCAACGUCGCACCACCCCCGACGAAUUCAAAUGCACCCGCGCCUCAUUUUCUUGGGCAUUCCCCCUUAAAUGAACAAAGGCGUAAUCGUUUUAUUUUAGCCUUGUUUUUUGUGCGUGUUUGGCGCGGCAUUUGAUUAUGGCGACGGGCAAGCAGCCGAAGGCGUUCAAGAGAAGGUGGCUGCAGUGUCCUUUCACGUGGAAGAUACCUAAAGAGCUGUUCAGGCGCGAGUUGUCCCGCGAAAAGGAGACCCUAUCCCUCGCCCCAAACGUCUGGACCGUUGUGCUGAGCAAACUGUUUCUGGCGUACCAGUAUGCGAUGUGGGACGAUGAAGAGACUAGCAAGAGGCUGCUCGUGGAGUGCUAUCUGCCUCUUGUAGCGCUGGAAGUGAAGGGCCUAGAGGGAGAUGACAUGGUUUUGGUCAAGGAAUUCCAAAUCGCUUUGAAGCAUGUCAUUGAUUCUUGUUGGGCUUUUGUAUGCUGCAAUAAAAAAGGUUCUGAUGUAGAAUCAUUUCUGCAAAGUAUAACUCCAUUCUCCACAAUGAGCAACUCUCAGAAAUCUGCAGUGUGGGCAAUACGUAGCAAACUAAUUCGCCAUGAAGAUAGUCUGAGCCUGACAGCUAUUGAAACUGCCAUUACCCUAAAUCCAAAUGAAGGCCAAUGGCAAUUGUAUAAAGGUCAGCUCUUGCACCAGUUAGACAUUGAAGAAGAGGAGUUCAAGGCUCUUCAGAUGGCUUUCCUUAAUCGAAACUCAGCUGAAAUCACAAUUGUAUAUGCAAUUGCCUUAAUUGAACAUCAGCUUAGAAGAAGAGAAGAAAUUAAGGCUGGAUUAGACAUUUUAAGGGAAGCUGUAUCAAAAUGGCCAAGAAGUUCCUAUGUCUACUUUGAAUGUGGUGUGGCUCUUGCAAAGUAUCAAUCUAAGUUGGAUGACAUAGAAGAAGCAGCAUUUAGUCUUAAAAGAGUUCCAAAACAUAGCAUUCCACGUAGAAGCGUCAUUAGUAAACUCUUCACUUCCUAAAUUGUAGAAGAGAAGGGCUUCGCUAAUCCCUCAUUGUUUUUGUGAUAUUGUAGUCUAGUCAUGUGGUAAAUGGUAGUUAUUCAACAAGGAUAAUAAUAUGCACUAAAUUUUACAUUUUAUUGUAAGAAUAUCAGAUCAGAAAUUACAUUAAGAAAUGUGAUAAUCAAAAAAAAAAAAGGAGAGACUCAUCUUUAAAAUUGAGCUCUAUCAAGUCAUGAGAAUUGGUCAUUACAUUUUCCUUUAAGACUGAUUAAUCAUUCAUCUGUUCGUAAAUUGAGCAUUUUAAAUAUUUUUGGUAGACGUUCCAUUAAAUGCGUGAUCUAAGAAAAUUGUUUACACACUAUAAUUUACAAAUUUACAAGAACUUACAUGGAGUAACAAGAAAAGUUGUUACAACUAACUGCAGUAUUAUGUAGAAACAGUAUCUGACCCUACUUUAAAAAAAAAUAUGAAAAACAGGCUUUAAAAGCCAUCAAUAGUUGUGGAAAAAUUGAAGUCUUCUUGAAAAGUUCAACAUCAAUUUAAAAAGCACUCUUACCCUAGACAUACAUUUGUACAAUGAUUGGUAUCUUGAAUAAUCCCCUUUGAUACCGUUUGUACACCUCUGAUAGCUGUUUAAUACAUCAAAUAAGCACAGAUGUUUAAAAGUCAAAUGAACAGGAGUUAGCAGCGAUGCUUAAAAAAUUCUUGUAACCUAGCCUACUUAGAGAAAACAUACCAAAAUUGCUAAGUAAAGGAAUAAAUAUUCAGACAAAUUUC